CCAUUGAGGGAAGUCCUUCCCAGACACUUCCGUCUCUUUGAGCAUGUUUUAUUUUCUAAGCAAGAAGCCAUCAUGGGAGACCUUUUGUCCUUAUUUUGGGAGGUGGAGCCUCCUCCCAUACCUUUAAGUUUUAGCAUUCCAAAUCAGGAUUAUGAAUGCCGGAAAGAUGACUCUUGUGGAACGAUAGGGAACUUCCUGCUUUGGUAUUUUGUCGUUAUAUUGGUCCUGAUGUUCUUCUCUCGGGCUGCUCUCUGGAUGUCUGAAAGUAAAAAGGAUGAAGACAAUAGGACAAGCACUUCAGUAAGUAAAGCAAGCAAAGAAACUUCCUAUAAGCGACAGAGCAAAGAUGUUGCUUGGGACUCUUCACAAACAAUGAAGAAACCAAAGCAGAACCAACUUACCCCUGUAACUGACUCAGAAGUGGCUUUGGUCAAUGCCUAUCUUGAGCAAAGACGAGCCAAGCGCUAUUCUCAAUUAGACCAGAUGAAUCAGCUCCAACAUGACAGUGAUACUACUGAAUGUGACAGUGAAGAAUCUAUCUCAGGAGACUCCUCGUGGAAGGAGAGUGAAAGCGAACAUCACCCAUCACCAGCCAGUAUCAAAAGGAGAAAGAUAGCUCAGAGACAAAGGAUUCUGGGAAGUUACCAAAUCAGGGAAAGGCCCUGCCUGCACUGCAAAGCCAUGAGAACCAAUGAAUGGUUGACACGUCAUUUCCUACAAAACACUUCAGUAAUAACUUCAAUAAAGGGAGAUGCUAAAGAGGAAAAUGCUAUACCUGACAUUAACACAAAAUUCAGUAAAUUUUGAAUUUUGUAAAAAUUCAAAAUUCCUUCCUUGAAACCAAGUGAAAGAGGUGAAUAAGACACAAAAAUUACCAGAGCUGCAGGUGAGGAGACUUUUACAAUAAGUCUACUUACUAACAACAAAAACAUACUUGGAGCCCAAGAAGUAAAACUUCAGUCAAUUCUUUGUUCAAGAAAAGGUCAGCAAAUUUGUUUAUGGUACCAUCAGAAUAUCAAAGAUCUGUAUCCACUAUGAUUAUUUUUUAAUUGAAAAGAACACAAGACGUAUUUUAUUGCCUUGAGUGUAUGUAUUUUGUUUAUGUCUGUAAUACAAAUAAGGAAGCUCUUUGAAAAUACACUAUUUAUGUUGAGAGAAACCAUUUGAAUGUAUUUAUAUGUUUUAAUGAUCUGACUGAAUGAACUAGGUGAAGUUGGUUGGAAUAGAAUUGGCCCAUCUUCUCUACCAUGACAUUUGCAGGUGAAUCUACCAGAGCUAUAUUACUAUACUUAUCAGCAAGAGCCUGGUAAGAAGAGGAGCUCAAAGGCCUGGAAUAAGACCUGAUUCUUUGAAUAGGACAAGGAGGGGGAGCAGAAUGACCUGGAAGGGCAGUUGAGUGACAGGCUGUCCUCAGUUAUUGUCCAAAGGGCAUUUCAGGUGUUAAAGAAAAAAAAUUAUCCUGACACUUCUUAAAAUGGUAAGAAAGACUUUAUUGAAGACUGUUGCAAAAAGGUCAACUCUAUUUGGUCAAUGUACAAUAGAGGCCAAAGUUCUCUCUUACAGUACCUUUAACAUUUUGAUUUAUGUAUUUGUUUGCAAAUCCCUGUCUCUUACGUAUUUAUAUAUUUAUCCUCC
Tupaia belangeri chinensis (Chinese tree shrew) is the source of this 1635-nucleotide messenger RNA. It is a transcript of the gene SSMEM1, whose product is annotated as serine rich single-pass membrane protein 1. The transcript is spliced from 3 exons. The record is from RefSeq and is a predicted model, not a curated record. The coding region runs from base 73 to 807 and encodes 244 amino acids. NCBI's taxonomy places the organism in Eukaryota, Metazoa, Chordata, Mammalia, Scandentia, Tupaiidae.